This is a messenger RNA of Fraxinus pennsylvanica, 1275 nucleotides long. The record is from the annotation of a GenBank genome assembly. NCBI's taxonomy places the organism in Eukaryota, Viridiplantae, Streptophyta, Magnoliopsida, Lamiales, Oleaceae.
AUGAUAGAAAAUAGAGGCCCGUCAUGCCUAAUUGUGGGUAAUUAUUGCCACGACGUUUUGAUUAAAGACGACACCGUGAUAGGAGAGUCGCUGGGUGGCGCCGCCUCAUUUAUCUCCGGCGUCCUUGAUGGGUUUUCCAUCUCCUCCGCUUACGUCUCUAAGGUGGGUAUCGAUUUUUCAUACCCUGUCAUCCACCCGCCAUUAAUUUGUCCCUCAUCAAAAACCACCGUCUUUCAUGCCCAUUUUUCCUCUGAUAUCAAACGGGAUGACCGGGUCCUGAAACGGGUCUGUGCCUGCGACCCGAUAACUCCUCAUGAUCUCCCAAACUCACAUUUCAGCUUCGGGUUGGCAGUCGGUGUGGGCGGGGAAAUCUUGCCGGAAACAUUAGAGAAAAUGCUUGAUGUUUGUGAUAUAGUAUUUGUGGACAUCCAGGCUUUGAUUCGGGUUUUUGAUUCGGUUGAUGGAACUGUGAUGCUUGUUGAUUUGCGAGAAACUGGGUUCUAUCGAUUGCUACCUCGGAUCAGGUUCUUGAAGGCGUCAACUGAUGAGGCGCCUUAUGUGGAUGUAGAGGAGGUGAGGAAGUAUUGUUGCUUGGUGGUAACCAACGGGAAGGAAGGGUGCACGCUGUAUGAGAAGGACAAGGCGCAGCAGAUUGCUCCUUUUCCAACUAUUCAGGUUGAUCCCACAGGCGCUGGAGAUAGUUUUCUUGGAGGACUUGUUGCGGGGCUUGUGCAGGGAUUGGGGGUGCCUGAGGCUGCAUUGUUGGGGAACUUUUUUGGGUCGCUUACAGUUGGGGAAAUCGGGCUCCCCAAGUUCGAUUUGAAGUUAUUGCAGAGAGUCAAUGAUGAAGUGCAGCAGAUGCUGUUGCAAUGCACUGGAUGUCCUGAAGGCCAAAAUGGUGAAUUGAUGUUUAUGAAGUCAUUUGAUCACGAGCAAUUCCAUAUAGCACUUGGUGCAGCUAAAUUAACCUCCACUCAUCCCAUCCAAGAAUGUCUACGGGACUUGCCACGUUUGCAUACCGCAGAGCAGUCUAUCCACAGCCAGUGCAGCGGUCGACAAAAAUCAUUAUCGAGCACCUUCUAUGAAGAAGAUGAAUGGACUGGUGAGCAGAAACUGCAGUAUGCUGAUGUUCCAGCGGACAUUGAACCUGAAGAAAUUCGGCCCAUGGGAAAUUAUGCUGUAUCGAUAACCUGGGCAGAUGGAUUUAGCCAGAUUGCUCCUUAUGACCAGCUGCAAACAAUGGAACGCUUAGUUGAUGUUCCACAAUUGAUCUGA